AUGUUUAAUGUUUUGAGGAGGGAGCAUGGAGACAGGCGACAAAAACUCGUUGUACGACCGGAAGUGUACAACGACUGGACAGAUUUUGAUUCAACCAGAUGGACGGUUUUCAUUACACACGGCUGGAGGAGCAAUGCCGGAAAAGACUGGGUCAGGCACCUUGAAACAGCGAUACUCAUGAAAACUGAUGCAAACGUGAUUAGCGUCGACUGGUCUUUUGGAGGCAAGGGUAUAAAUUACAUGCAGUCCGUGUCAAACACACGGGUUGUUGCAGCAGAAAUCAGUAGACUACUUAACCAUUUAAUAGCUAAGAAGAAAUUGAGGGCGGAUAGAGUACAUCUCAUUGGUCAGAGUCUUGGAGCACAUAUCAUGGCUUAUGUGGGGAAUAACGUAACCGGAAUCGCUCGUAUUACAGGGUUAGAUCCAGCCCAACCAGGUUUUGAGGGCGACGACCCUGCCGUGUAUUUGGACGCUUCUGAUGCUAAGUUCGUAGACAUUAUCCAUACCAAUGCAGAUCCUUUUGUGCCGAACGGGGGAUUAGGAUUCAUACAGCCAACUGGUAAGUAA
Messenger RNA from Bemisia tabaci, 567 nucleotides. RefSeq names its product pancreatic lipase-related protein 2-like. The record is from RefSeq and is a predicted model, not a curated record. Gene Ontology annotation, molecular function: triacylglycerol lipase activity. NCBI's taxonomy places the organism in Eukaryota, Metazoa, Arthropoda, Insecta, Hemiptera, Aleyrodidae. Gene Ontology annotation, biological process: lipid catabolic process.